Messenger RNA from Paramisgurnus dabryanus, 2217 nucleotides. It is a transcript of the gene rad9b, whose product is annotated as RAD9 checkpoint clamp component B. NCBI's taxonomy places the organism in Eukaryota, Metazoa, Chordata, Actinopteri, Cypriniformes, Cobitidae. The record is from RefSeq and is a predicted model, not a curated record. Gene Ontology annotation, biological process: mitotic intra-S DNA damage checkpoint signaling; DNA replication checkpoint signaling; DNA repair. Gene Ontology annotation, cellular component: checkpoint clamp complex.
UCUCUCUCUCUCUCUCUCUCUCUCUCUCUCUCUCUCUCUCUCUCUCUCUCUCUCUCUCUCUCUCUGUAGUUGGCUGUCAGGUCAGUCAACUCAUCUCAGUCAGCUUACGGCUGUAUUAUCUUCGCACCCCUGUUCUUCCAGCAGUAUAUUUUGCACUCAGAUACCCAGCAGGGCUGCAGAGCUAAAUGCAAACUAAAAAUGAAGUGUGUGCUUCCCCUUUUCCGGUGUGGUGCCGAAAGAUGUGAGAUAUCCAUCAAUAUCCCACAUGACAGGGUGAAAUUUCGGUUUCACUGCAGACACGGUAUAACUAAGACCUACAAUUUGGGGUAUCAGGAAUGUGAGGCUUUGCAGGCUGUGUUCCCAUCUCAUCUCUGUCCAAAUGUCCUGACAGCCCAGCCCAAGCUUUUAGGCGACAUUGUUGUGUUUUUCCCUGUUUCACAAGAGGAGAUCUCUCUUUCUGUUUCCUCUGAUAAAAUCACCUUGAAGAACUUCUGUGAGGAGGACAAUUCCCGUAUUAAAGGCAUGAACACAGAGGUGUCCCUGCACCCCAAUGAGUUCGAUUACUUUCAGGUCGGAGUGGAUACAGCCAUAACCUUCUGUCUCAAGGAACUGAGGGGUUUAUUGGUCUUUGCAGAGUCACAUGGUCUACCGGUUUCUGCACAGUUUGGUGUAGCUGGACAACCUAUUGCUUUUAGUGCAGAAGACAUGAUGCUGGAGGCCAAUGUUGUGUUGUCCACCUUUGUGGAUCAAAACCACGAGGAUCCAUCUCUACAAGCACCAGGCAGAUGCAGUGAUGUCACUGAAGCUGUCCCGCCUCCUCGUGCUGUUGGUAUUGGUGUUGUGAAUGAUGGUCCUGUCUGUCCCGUGGAAAUCCCCCAAACCCCUGCAGCAGAUAUCUCCAUGGUGCCUGUGGAGGCGCAGGUUGAUGAUCCUGUUAACAUCGCUGAUGAAGAAUGGGUAGCUUCCAGCCAGGACAGUGAGGUUUUCUGUCCAGAGCUUUAUAUGAGAAAGAUGAUUCAGCCAUAUCUAGCUGAAGAAACCCAGGCGAGUUUGGGUCCUGGAUCUGCCUCAACUACACAAGUGACACCAGUCACCAGCCAGAAUUUUAAGAUCCGCUCUCUGCUCUUUGGGGCUGUAUGCGGCAAUCGAGGUGACAGCAUUUCUGAGGAUUUCCCCAGUCUCGUGUGUGCCAGUGAUACAGAAGACUAGACGAGGAACUCGGGUAACAGGACAAAGUUACCUCACACAGGUAACCGUACUGCAUGGAUGCAUGGACAGUAAUGGGAUGUUAUAAAAAACAAUUUACAAAUGUUUGAGCCGCUGUCGAGGCCAUUGGAAGACUGUUAUGAUAUUUUAUGAAAUUUUCUGUUUAAAAAACUAUUCUGUAGGCUGGAUGUUGAAAAUGUGUUUGCAAUUGAUAAAAUAUUUAUAUUCAUGUGUUAAAACUGUUUUUUUAAAGAAGUAUAAUACAACAAGCGUAAAGGGAUGCAGAGAGAUGAAGUGUAAGUUUCUCAUUCUGUGAUAAAACUAAGCUUAAAUAUGCACCUAACCACACAAUUCAUCUGGGUAAGAUCAUCAAGGAGAAACUUUGUUGAAGCUUUCAGAAAUGUUGUUAGGCAUGAAGAACUCGGUGUUCCUUGCAUCCUCCUUUGAGUCACAGAAAGCAUUGACUCACCGCUUUAAAAUGCUGGGUUCGGCGCUCAGAUAUCUUUAAACAAUCUUACAUAAGACUACGUUAGAGCUACAUUAUCCAGAGAGAGCCUUGGGUUUAUCUCGACUGUAAUACUUCUGAAUUGUAAAACAUCAUCUGAGAAGCUUGAUGCGUUUUGAAGUUUGACAAAUGAAAGCACAAAAGAAAGCUGAAUGGUUUGCAUUGGAAACAACUUUCCAUCACUGCUUCUUAUUUAAAAGUUGGAUGGCUUUUAACUGCAUAGCAGAUAAACUUAAUUGUACAUAUGGUACAAAAAGUCACAACUAAUGCAGUGUUUGUUUGUUGUAGACAAACAAACAAUCUCAUCUGCACGCAGUUACUCGAUGAGGCACUCAAAUUCAAGGACUAAAUGUGGGGACACAUUUCAAGUGAGAGCAAGGUUACAUUGUGUUACCUUUUAAGAUACAUUAUUACAGUUCCCUUUCGAGGGAACUCCCGCUGCGUCACUGCAGUGACACUUUGGGGACGCCUCCAGGGGUAAGUGCGUCUGAAUGUGUAUAUCAAAU